UACAAACAAACGAAAAUACAAAACAUUUCAUUUCUCUUACUUUCUGUUUAUUGGGAAACAGCCGGCGGGAAGGCGUCGAGAUCGGUAUAACUAGUUAAUUGAAGCUGCCAGACUUUGAAAUAAUAUGUCUACGGUGGAAGAACCGUUGUAUCCAAUAGCUCUCCUGAUAGAUGAGCUAAAAAAUGAUGACAUCCAGCUUCGUUUAAACUCAAUCCGUAGGCUUUCAACCAUUGCUCGUGCUCUUGGGGAAGAGCGAACCAGGAAGGAAUUAAUUCCAUUUCUGAGUGAAAACAAUGACGAUGAUGAUGAGGUGCUUCUUGCAAUGGCUGAGGAGCUGGGAGUGUUUAUUCCCUAUGUUGGGGGUGUUGAACAUGCCCGUGUUUUGCUCGCCCCUUUGGAAACCCUUUGCACUGUUGAGGAAACCUGUGUAAGGGACAAAGCUGUCAAGUCAUUAUGCAGAAUUGGAUCUCAGAUGAAGGAGAAUGACUUGGUUGACUGGUUUGUUCCUCUAGUUAAGAGGCUGGCUGCUGGUGAGUGGUUUACAGCUCGAGUUUCAGCCUGUGGGCUGUUUCAUAUUGCUUAUCCAAGUGCCCCUGAGAUGUUGAAAACAGAAUUACGGUCAAUAUACAGCCAAUUGUGUCAAGAUGACAUGCCAAUGGUAAGAAGGUCUGCCGCAUCAAAUCUGGGGAAAUUUGCUGCAACAGUUGAAAAUGCUCAUUUGAAGGCUGAGAUCAUGCAGAUAUUUAAUAAUCUUACACAAGAUGAUCAAGAUUCAGUUCGGUUAUUGGCUGUUGAGGGAUUUGCCGCUCUUGGAAAGUUGUUAGAACCCCAGGAUUGUGUUGCUCACAUUAUCCCUGUAAUUGUCAAUUUCUCCCAGGAUAAAUCUUGGCGUGUGCGUUAUAUGGUUGCAAAUCAGUUAUAUGAACUUUGUGAAGCUGUAGGACCACAGCCUACUAGGACGGACUUGGUGCCUGCAUAUGUGCGCUUGCUUCGCGAUAAUGAAGCUGAAGUUCGCAUUGCAGCUGCAGGAAAAGUAACUAAAUUUUCUCAAAUUUUGAGUCCAGAACUUGCAAACCAUCACAUUCUUCCUUGUGUUAAGGAGCUGUCAUCGGAUUCUUCGCAACAUGUCCGCUCCGCUUUAGCUUCAGUUAUUAUGGGAAUGGCUCCUGUCCUUGGAAAGGAUGCAACUAUCGAGCAGCUUCUUCCAAUAUCUCUCUCUCUUUUGAAGGAUGAAUUCCCUGAUGUGCGUCUUAACAUAAUCAGCAAGCUUGAUCAAGUGAAUCAGGUUGUUGGAAUUGAUCUUUUGUCCCAAUCCUUAUUACCAGCCAUUGUUGAGCUUGCUGAGGAUAGACAUUGGAGGGUUCGGCUUGCUAUAAUUGAGUAUAUACCAUUAUUGGCUAGUCAGUUAGGUGUUGGAUUUUUUGAUGAUAAACUUGGCACCCUUUGCAUGCAAUGGUUGCAGGAUAAGGUUUACUCUAUUCGAGAUGCAGCCGCUAAUAAUUUGAUACGUCUUGCUGAAGAAUUUGGCCGAGAUUGGGCAAUGGAGCACAUUAUUCCGCAGGUACUAGAGAUGGCAAACUCUCCACACUAUCUGUACCGGAUGACCAUUCUUCGUUCCAUUUCUAUACUUGCUCCUGUUAUGGGAUCAGAAAUAGCAUGUUCUAAACUGCUGCCAGUUGUUGUAAAUGCAUCAAAAGACAGAGUCGCCAAUAUUAAGUUUAAUGUGGCAAAAGUUUUGCAGUCUCUCGUUCCUAUCGUGGAUAAGUCUGUGGCGGAGAAGACAAUCUAUCCAUGCUUGGUUGAGCUGAGCGAGGACUCAGAUGUGGAUGUUCGUUAUUUUGCUAACCAAGGACUUCAGUCGAUCAAUCAUGCUACGAUGUCCUGUUAGGCCUAAGCCAGUAUGCCAUAAAAAUCCCUGUACUUUUCAUAAAUUUGAAAUUUAAUCCUUGGUACUUUUAUUUCUAACAAUUUAGUCUCUCUACUUUUUAGAUUUCAAAAUUCAAGUCCAACUGUUAACACUUAAACACUGUCAAAAUUAUAUUUUUAGUGACAUGGUUAUCAAGUAAAUAUAUUUUUUUAAUUUCAAAACAUCACACCAGCAAAUUUAACUAUAUUAAUAAUUGGACUUGAAUUUUAAAUCUAAAAAGUAGAAGAAUUAAAUUUUUGAAAAUAAAAGUAGAGUCUAAAUUUCAAGUUUAUAAAAAUUAUGACGAAUUUUAAUCUUCCGUGUAUCUUGUGCCUGUGGCUGGCUUGUAUUUUUUUUUUUUUGGUUCAAAACCUGUGGCUGUCUUGUAGAAAGCUACUUUAGGCUACUGAAAAUUUGCGAGACUCAUAUCCCAAAUUAAUCUUUCUAAUUUGUGAUUUUUGGUUGAGCUCAUGAUUGAUGAAUGUAAAUAGAAAUAUGACUAUAUGUUGGUAGUUCAA
Molecule: messenger RNA, 2424 nt
Organism: Gossypium raimondii (Peruvian cotton)
Lineage: Eukaryota; Viridiplantae; Streptophyta; Magnoliopsida; Malvales; Malvaceae
Product: serine/threonine-protein phosphatase 2A 65 kDa regulatory subunit A beta isoform
Exons: 13
Coding region: 125-1888 (587 amino acids)
Biological process (GO): protein dephosphorylation
Cellular component (GO): cytoplasm; protein phosphatase type 2A complex
Molecular function (GO): protein binding; protein phosphatase regulator activity
Source: RefSeq, a predicted model, not a curated record